AUGGCCUCUAAUCAUCAUCGUUCGAACAAGCGCCCGAGGCUUCUAGAGCCCCCGGGAUACAGCGGCAGCCCAGCUGACAGUUUUUGGGGCUCUGCUAACCAGCCGGGAACCUCUCACAACCGCAGUCAGGACAUCAUAACAUCACAUUCACCUGCGACUCAAGUGUCUCCAGGAGCUGCUGUUUCUCGUGGUUAUAGAGUGUCCGCUCAGUUCCAAGAGCCGAGUAACAACUGGAGAGACUCCAGCCAUGCUAGCUUCAACUCAGGCUCGCAAACCACCUUUUCGCAGUAUCCUAAUGUCAGCUUGUCCUCGGUGCCAGAGUCGGAACGGAAAACAGGUCCCUUGAACGCUCAGUUUACGUCAUUUGGAGCCCUUACCACCGCAAGUUCAUUUGAAACCACGGCAAUUAAUAGCAACUGGCCCGAAGACGGUUCUCCAGCUCCUACGCAGCUUUCACAGCCUAUUAAUUGGUACAUUCCAGAGGUGUCAGAUACCUAUGCCUCAACCAGUCAAAUCCCGAACAUUCAUGACUUCUCACAGCUGAAUUGUCGCCUCCGGGCGACGUAUGUUUCACCUGCCAUCACAGCCCAGCCGCCAGGUUUCCCAACAUUGCUUGGAUCAGCCACAUUUCUCAACUCUUCAGACAUUAAUUCGCAAGGUCUACAAUUUCUUCCCAAAACAUUUCUGGAUUCAUUUGCCCAAGAUCCGACAUUCCAGGCCCCUCUGUCGCACGAAAUUCCGCCGAAGUUUGGUGUGUUAUCGGGCGAGGCAAGCGACAUUGAAGUGGAUGAAGAAGCCGAGGAAACUGAUUGCUUUGACGAUGAAGAAGAGAAAUCCCAUCCUGAGUCAGAAGUAACAUGCUUUGGCAUGUUUGUAGGCAUUGCGGCAACAUGCCAACCGUAUUCUCGGGCGAAUCCGGCUACUUACGCAGUUGUACUUGGAACCCGUUCAUCCUUUAGCGGGACUGAUAACUCAAACAUCACCGGGACGGUAUGCUCUGAGUUCACUUAUCUCACGGACGCCCUUUUGGCAGAUGCGGAUACAGAGCUCCAGGUUCUCUGUUGUAUAACAGAAGAUGCGCUCAAAGUUGCAAACAAUGGAAAACGCUUCCGUGGGUCAAAUUUCACGACAAAGUGUUCAUUGAACAUCAUCCUUUACGGGCAAGGCAACCAUGCCGAAGACAUUUUGCUGUUCAUUGAUCAGUGCAAUGAGGAGCUCGACUAUGCGCAAAGGUUGUAUCUUCAGGAUCCCAUCGGUUGCGACCGAAAUGUGCGGUACUGCAACCCUCAACGACUGCCCCCAUUGGGCCCAAACGAUUAUCAGUAUACACUAGAUCUCAGGGGGGAGCGUCAGAACUUAGUAGAAAUGGAAGACCUGGAACCGCCACCAGAACUAUUGGAGCUUCUGGACUCCCAAGAGGACUUGCCGGAAGCCUUGCAGCCGCCGGCAAUAGUGACAACACUUAAAAGGCAUCAAAAGCAAGCUUUGACGUUCAUGUUACGACGAGAGCAAGGCUGGGUUUUUGAUGGAACAAGACCUGACAUCUGGGAAGCAGAAGAGACUGAACGUGGAAUAAGGUUUAUUAACCGAGUAUCUGGUGCUCGUCAUGAUCACGAACCUCCCAGCUUUUACGGCGGCAUCAUUGCGGAUCCGAUGGGUCUCGGGAAAACGCUCGCAAUGAUCACUCUCGUUGCCUCGGAUGCAUACUUCAUGGCGCAGAGUGAAGAUUCUAGCUUACCUGGCGUUUUAGGCGAGGAAUCUUGUGGCUUGACUCUGAUUGUCGUUCCACCAGCGCUUCUCGGAAUGUGGGAUGAAGAGCUUAUGAGGUACGAGGGCUCUCAGAAACAGGCAAAAGCCACUGCCAUUUUCCCUGCCUGUGCCAAUGAACAGGGGCUGAUCUAG
This is a messenger RNA of Colletotrichum tamarilloi, 1902 nucleotides long. Its product is annotated as WD domain-containing protein. Gene Ontology annotation, cellular component: nucleus. NCBI's taxonomy places the organism in Eukaryota, Fungi, Ascomycota, Sordariomycetes, Glomerellales, Glomerellaceae. The record is from RefSeq and is a predicted model, not a curated record. Gene Ontology annotation, biological process: DNA repair. The coding region runs from base 1 to 1902 and encodes 633 amino acids. The transcript has 5 exons. Gene Ontology annotation, molecular function: ATP binding; ATP-dependent chromatin remodeler activity.